GUGGGUUCAUUGUGCUGGACGGAGAGACCUUUGAGCUGAAGGGGAACUGGGAGAACGAGUGUGAGGCCCCCCCAAGCGGGUACGACUUCUGGUACCAGCCGCGCUACAACGUCCUGGUCAGCUCUGCUGGGAUGGCCCUCAAACGCGCGGGACGAGGAUUUUGUCCCAGCGACCUGAAGAAAGGGGUCUACGGGCGCCGCCUGAACGUGUGGAACUUGUCCUGCCGCUCGCUCACGCAGUGCUUUGACCUGGGGGAGGACUCUCUGCCCCUGAGUGUGAAAUUCCUGCACAACCCCGAGGCCGCCGAGGGCUACGUCAGCUGUGCCCUGAGCGGCGUCGUCUACCGCUUCUACAAGUGCGAGAGGGAGAACUGGGCAGUAGAAGAGGUGAUUCGGAUCCCGGCCAAGGACGUGUCGGGCUGGAUUAUGCCCAAGAUGCCGGCCUUCACCGUGGACCUCAUCAUCUCCACGGAUGACAAGUACCUGUAUCUCAGCAACUGGCUGCACGGAGACAUCCGCCAGUACGAGCUCUCCAAGAACUGCAAGCCCAGGCUGGUGGGACAGGUGUUUGUGGGAGGCAGCAUCCUCAGGGGCGGCCCCGUGACGGUCUGCAGAGACGAAGAGCUGAAGUGCCAGCCCGAGCCCUUGGUGAUCAAG
Calidris pugnax (ruff) is the source of this 656-nucleotide messenger RNA. RefSeq names its product selenium-binding protein 1-like. Gene Ontology annotation, molecular function: selenium binding. The transcript has 4 exons. The annotation marks the transcript as partial. The record is from RefSeq and is a predicted model, not a curated record. NCBI's taxonomy places the organism in Eukaryota, Metazoa, Chordata, Aves, Charadriiformes, Scolopacidae.